Molecule: messenger RNA, 868 nt
Organism: Humulus lupulus (European hop)
Lineage: Eukaryota; Viridiplantae; Streptophyta; Magnoliopsida; Rosales; Cannabaceae
Exons: 4
Coding region: 337-663 (108 amino acids)
Source: RefSeq, a predicted model, not a curated record
ACCAUCUUUACUUUUACACUAUUUUGCACCAAAGCCCCUAACCCCUAAAAACGUACUCAGCCGCCGAUGAUCUGCCACUACUCUCGGCCGCUCCUCCGAUCGUCACCAUUGUUUUUUUAUUCUUUGUAUUAGUUUGAUAAGUAAAUUCAUAGUCGAUUGAUUCUUAUCUUCCAUUCCGUACCCCCUCUUACUUUCUUCGCUGUCUACAAACGAGAGAAGAAGCCAUUUUGUAACAAGCUCCAAUUUGUUCUCAGGAGCUGGAGAUUGCUUUUUCAUCAAUAUGAUGCUGCAUUUGGUUCAGGAAAUAAAUCCAAAGGGACAGUGGGGCAAGAGAAGAUGUCUGUGGAAGAGAGUCAAGAGACUGAAGAGGGUCCAACUCCAAGUAAAUUGUCCUGUUCUCCCCACUUUGAGGCUCUCUGGUUUUGCUGCUCUCCAGUCAACCAAAUGCAACAGUACUAUAGGCUUGGGACACUUAAAAACUGUUCCCAGAAGUGGAGUGCUGUUGUCAAUUGUUUAACGUCGAAGACGAAAGGGUCUGCUCAGGUUCAGGAAAUUUUGGAAACUAGUGAGAAAGCCAAACCACACAUUUGGAGUAUCCGUACUCCGGAGGAAGCAUCGUGUCGUUGGAAAAACCUAUAUGCACAUUUGAAUGAAGUUGAAUAAUGGAGAUUUAAGGUGAACUGAUUCUUCUUUUUAACGCAAUAAACUUAUUAUGAGGAUAGGGAUAUAGGUUUUAAAACUCUGGGGAUUUUUUUUGUUGAGCUUAGAGAAAACUCAUCACGUUCUCCACAACAAACAGAGAAGCAUUACUCUCCUUCACGAUCAUAAAUGUGUAAUUCAAUAUCACAAUAAAAGAUGUUUAUCUAUA